Mugil cephalus (flathead mullet) is the source of this 4115-nucleotide messenger RNA. RefSeq names its product tripartite motif containing 101 (gene trim101). Bases 778 to 2397 code for a protein of 539 amino acids. The transcript is spliced from 11 exons. The record is from RefSeq and is a predicted model, not a curated record. Gene Ontology annotation, molecular function: zinc ion binding. Lineage: Eukaryota; Metazoa; Chordata; Actinopteri; Mugiliformes; Mugilidae.
CACACACAUUUCUGCAGAUGGCAAGGAAGCUGUGAACUAACCAGCACAGCGGUCGCUGCUUGUGCGACAAAGGGCAAUGGAGUGAGAGUUGGAAGAGCAAGGGAGCAUGUGAGGAAGAAGAGGACCAUGCAGUGAGAGCUGGGACUGGAGAGCGCAGGAAAACGAGACAGACUGCCUUGAUACGCUUGGACACGAUUUGGUGUCAGUGUCACGGGGGGAGAGCCCACAGGCUGUCACCUUGUUGGACGCAAAACAGUCAUCUCUUGAACUGAAAUCGAUAUAACUUUUUGAAUUAUUGGAUGUGACAGUGAACACUACAGAAAAAACACUCACUUGAGCUUUUUUUUUUUUUGUUGCUGACAGUUGAGUGUGUCGUGUAUUUCCAGUACUGACACAGACAGUGACACCCUCUGUGGUCUUUAAAAGUCACCAGCUUUAUGGAAAACUCGCUCAACUCUUGGACAAACUUGGCUUUAGCUUCCUCCAGGAGUUCUUCUUCUUGUUGCUACAGCUGAUGUUGCCUUCUCUGAUUCUCAACUACUGCUCUGAUUUUUUUUUUUACAAAACUGAAACAGAUUGCAAAUUAGCUGUAUGAGUUACAGAGUCAUUGAAACAUAAAAUUACAGUUUGACUGACUGUAAAGCCCAACAACAGUUGCUGACACUAAAGGUACUGACUGUUGACAACUCUCACUGACCGCCAGCAACGGAUGCAGAGAAAGACCACAUCCCGCGUCUCUGGCUUCAACAGGAGGAGGUGAAGUUCGGUGGAGUGGUCAUGUCCCUGUCAGCCGACCUGAGCUGCCUGCAGGGCAGCAGUGGAGCAGAGCAUGAGGCGGCGCUGGCAACGCUGGAGAAACAGCUGAUCUGUCCGAUCUGCCUGGAGAUCUUCAACAAACCGGUGGUCAUCCUGCCGUGCCAGCACAACCUCUGCAGGAAGUGUGCUAACGAGCUCUACCAGCCAUCGCUGUUCCAGGCCCGGACCACCAUGAUGGUGAACAGCGGCCGGUUCCGCUGUCCCACCUGCAGGCAUGAAGUGGUGCUGGAUCGCCACGGCGUCUAUGGCCUUCAGAGAAACCUGCUGGUGGAGAACAUCAUCGACGUCUACAAGCAGGAGGUCAGCAACCAGAGCGCCAUGAGCCCAGCCCCGCUUCCUCCACCAGCUGCUCAGGUAACAUGCUCAGACCAUGAGGGUGAAAAGGUGAACAUCUACUGUCUCACCUGUCAGGCUCCCACAUGCUCGCUGUGCAAAGUGUUCGGGGCUCAUCAGUCCUGUCAGGUGGCUCCUCUGACAGACGUGUAUCAGCAGCAGAAGGAUGAGCUGAGCGAAGCAAUCACGUCUCUGGUGGCGUUCAACGACAAAGUCCAGGCUCUGAUUGAUGAGCUGGAGGAGAGCUGCAGAAACGUGGAGGAGAACUGUAAGACACAGAAACAGAGCGUGUGUGACAAGUUCAGCCGCAUGUUUUCCAUCCUGGAGGAGAGACGCACGACGAUGAUGCAGCAAAUCAACUCUGAGGAGGAAGAGAAGACAGGCCACGCCCAGUCGCUGGUGCUUUGCUAUGGAGACAGUGUGGAAGCCAACAGGAAGCUGAUGGAGAGUGCAACGGGCAGCAUGGAGGAGCCAGACAUGGCUGCUUUUGUUCAAAAUUCAAGAGAUCUGGUCGCAAAAGUGAUCACAGCGUCCACCUCUGGUCCAUCUGAGACUCUAAAACCAGGUUAUGAGAGUCUGAGUCACUACAGCUUCAACUUCGGCAGACAGGAGAAAGCUCUGAAGUGCAUAGACUUCCUCAAAGUUGUGGAGGAUGUUCCUGAAGAACUAGAGGUGGAUCCUCCAAAGCAACGCACAGAGGAACCCACAGAGGAACCCACAGAGGAACCCAUAGAGGAACCCAUAGAGGAACCCAAAGAACCUUUGGUCGAGAACAUGCAAGCAAAACAGUGUCAGGAAACCUCAGUCCAGGACAUGGAAGCUGUUAGACCAGGGAAAGUGUUGAUUCCCGUGCUGAUAUCCCCACCACUGGAACCAUUACCAGCACCAGCGGUGAUUCCAUCAGCUCCAGCCCUGAUGAGGGACGCUGAGGAACCUGCAGAGGAAUUUACACAGCAGGAGACUGAAAACUUAGACUCAAAUGAUGUGAGAUCCGGUCAGAUUAAAGAGGAGAAGAAGGAAGCAGAGGAAUUUGAAGCGCCGGCUCCAGUUAAAGAGGGGAAUGUAUGUGAACAGCAGGAGGGCAUGAGCACACAACAGGUCAGUGUCAUGUGGUUUUGCCGCCAUCAUCAUCAUCAUCAUCUUCACCACCAUCACCAGUCUCUUGCACUCUACACCCAGCUGUUGACGUGGCUACACUUCCGCGCUAUCUUCUUCUUCUCUUCUCUUCUUGGUUAUUGCUGCUCAUGAUUCACCGAGUCACUUCUGCAGCUUGGCGGCUUCAUCAUUUUUAUUUAUUUAUUUAUUUUUUCACUUUGGGAAAAUGUGGAGGAAAUAGAAAGGAGGAAGCAGAGAAAACUAUUAUCCAUUAUCUAAAGCUAGCAAAUAUGAUUUAUCUGACCUUGAUAUAAUUACAUCCAGCACCACUUUAGUUGGCUUUCAUACACAGGGCUGGACGAAGAUAAAGCAACACUAAUCAAUAGUGUGAUCAUUUGAAAAAAGCUAGCUUAUUGGCUAAGAAUCAUUUAACUCUUCAAUUUACUACAAUUUUGGUUCAUUCUCAUGUAGAAACUUCAGUGUGUGCAGAUUUCUUAAUAGGUUCUAGCAUUAAAAAAACUAUUUCCAUGUGGAAGGUAACUAACUAGCUGUGAAUUUUUAUCAGCUAAAAAUCCAGACACUAUCUAAGGAGGAGGAGACCAAAAACAGAGCUAAAAGAGAGCGAUUUAUAUGCUUACAUCAUCAAGAUGGACACAAAUGAUAACAUGGCUAUAAGAUACGAUAAGAUAAUAAUAACAAAUUAUUUAGCGUACAGUGGGUUACAGCAGUGUACAGUUUAAAGGGCUGUGCACUCAAAAGAUAAAAAGAUAAACGUAAAAAAUAAAUAAAUGUGUAUGUGGUGUACACUGAGCAGGGAUAUUGAAGCAGUCGUCAGCUAAAGGAGCUGCCCAGUGCUGUUAUAGCACCAUUGGAGAGGAUGGGACCAGUUUUCCAUCAGGCAUGAUGAACCACUGAUCACCCACCACCUCCACAGGCUCUAGAGGGCAGCCGAGAACAGAGGCGGCCUUCUACACCAGUUUAUUCGGUCUCUUUUUGUCUGCUACUGAGGUACUGCUGGUCGAGAAGACCUCUCCAUAGAAGAUGGCUGAUACCACCACAACGUCACACCUCAAAGGAGACAUCUAGCUACCUAACCUUAGAUGUGUAAAUUGGCAGCUGCUACAUGUAAAUGAUAGCCUGUUUCCCCCGCCCAGUAGGGACUAAAAAUAUAUUAUAUCACGGUUAACGCUACAUUGUGAAACUUUUGUAUCCCUCGUCAGUUUGCAAUGAGAAAGAGCCACACAAUGCUAAGUUUCUUAUUUAUAGCAUCAGAAACUCUUCUUAAACCAUUUCUAGAUUCUUUGUUAUACUUCCCAAAGGAAAAAGGAUAACCUUGGUUAUGUUCACAACUCCUCUUUGUUCACCAUGCUGCUAGGUACAAGUCUGUCUCAAUCCCUGUUUCUCCCCUCUUCAGUUUUUGCAGUCAUUGCUAGUUGAUGUAAACCAGUUCUACAGCGAGAAGUGUCUCCACAGACACCACAUUUAAAUGGAACUACAGAGAUUUAUCUUCACUGAUUACCUUAUCAGGACUGUAUAAUCUUCUGAGGAGCUGAAACGUAUAAACUUUAGAUGAAUGCGUCUAAAAGGGAGUGAAGUAGAAGUAUAAACUUCUACCCAAGUGUAACUUUAAGUAACCGUCAAACCAGAUGAGUUUAACUUCCUCUUUCCUUCCAGAAUUCCCCAAAGUCUUCCAUGUUGGCCUUUUUUCUGUGCAGCAUAAUUUCUUCAUCUUGCUCCUUCAUCUCAAACAUUUUCAUUCUUUUUCUCGUUGCACCCUCCUUUCCCUCUUCCGUCUCCCUCCUACCUUCCUCCUGCCAUUUCCCUCACCCACCUCUCCCUCUCUCUCUUUCUCUGUCCAUCCCUCCAUCUCU